This is a messenger RNA of Pyrus x bretschneideri (Chinese white pear), 1821 nucleotides long. RefSeq names its product glutathione S-transferase T1. Bases 721 to 1512 code for a protein of 263 amino acids. The record is from RefSeq and is a predicted model, not a curated record. Lineage: Eukaryota; Viridiplantae; Streptophyta; Magnoliopsida; Rosales; Rosaceae. The transcript is spliced from 7 exons.
UUCGUUGGAGUGAUACGACGUCGCAGUGCGCGCGCUGUGAUCAGCCUUCAGCAUCAGAUAAGACAAAAUACUUAUUACAUAGCUAUUUCGUUUUUAGUUUCUUUUACUUUGACAUGAUUUUAUUCAUUGUUUUUGUUCCGCACAAUCUUUCUUCACUUUUCUCCAUUCUUAACAAAACAGGAAAUUAGAUUUAAACAUUCGAUUACUGUUGUCACCAUUUGUUAAGAGAGCAUCAGAUUUUGAUCGAAUUACUUAUGAGGGUAAGUUAUUUGAGAUUAGCUCAAGCGGAUAAAAAUUUGAGUUGAAUUUUUUUAUGAUACAAAUUACAAUAGGAGAGAAGGAGCGUAAUCAAACUUAAGAUCUUUAAAAGAAUAUUAAUAAGGAAUAAAAAGCUAGGCAUCUGGGUUUGGGUUGGGAGUGAAUUUGUAUGUUCAGUUGUUUUCUUUUGAGUAUGGUUGAAAAGAAUGUUGUUAGAGACAUUUUUGUUAAUCAAACAUUCUGUAAUUAGUCAAAACCUUAAUUCAUUCCAAUUUCCCAGAACCAAAACCAACCCAGUCCAACCCAGUCCAACCCAACCCAAUCCAGGUCCAUCUACUUCAUCCGGACGAUCCCAGUAAUUGCCGCGAAGAUAUUAAACCAGAUAAAGCUCAAGGCGCAAAAGGUCAGAAGCUACAGAGUCACUCAUAAAGCUGAUCAACAUCAAAAUCCUUGACCCGCGGCAUGACAAAGAAUCAAGAGAAAAUUCACCAAAAAGAAGAAAUGAAGCUGAAAGUAUACGUCGAUAGAUUGUCACAGCCAUCUCGUGCAAUUUUAAUCUUCCUCAAGGUAAAUGGAAUAGAGUUCGAGGAGAUUAAGAUGGACAUAUCCAAACGUCAACACUUGUCUCCUGAAUUCAAAAAAAUAAACCCUAUGGGACAAGUUCCUGCUAUUGCUGAUGGGAGAUUUAAUCUCUUUGAAAGUCAUGCAAUUCUUGUUUAUCUUGCUUGUGCAUUUCCUGGAGUAGCAGAUCAUUGGUAUCCGGCUGACCUUUUCAGGAGAGCUAAAAUCAACUCAGUAUUGGAUUGGCAUCACUCUAACUUACGCCGUGGUGCAGCACCAUACGUUCUAAAUACUGUACUUGCACCCGUGCUUGGACUUCCAUUGAAUCCACAAGCAGCUGCUGAAGCUGAGAAACUUUUGUCCUCCUCUUUGUCUAAAAUAGAGUCGAUUUGGCUCCAAGGUAAUGGAAAAUUCUUGGUGGGUGGACUCAAACCAUCGAUAGCAGAUCUCAGCAUGGUUUGUGAAAUCAUGCAACUUGAGCUUGUAGAUGAGAAGGACCGCAAUCGUAUACUUGGCCCGCACAAGAGAGUUCUACAGUGGAUUGAGGAUACUAAAAAUGCGACAAGACCUCACUUUGAUGAAGUACAUGAAGUUCUCUUCAGGGCCAAAACAAGACUUCAAGAGCGGCGGUUGAUGGGAGCAAGCAACAAGACCGAUUCCAGCGAUAGAGCAGCUGUGCGUUCAAAGAUGUGAUGUGAUGUGAGAAGCCAUGUAUGUGAUUCGAAGUGCUGUUAGAAUAAUGGCCUCUUCGCGUAGAAAACUUGAGCCUGGCCGGCAACGUUAAAUGUCAAUGUAUACUUUGACAUGUGCAAUGUUUUACUUCACUAUGAACGUCUGCAUCUCUUCUUGUAUCGUGACAACUCUAUAGCGUAAACAAAUGAUCUACUCUCUUUCACUCUCCUUAUCACAGCUCUAUUCAAUGGGGCUAGAAGGGUUAUUUUUGUGUAUUGAGUGUGAAAGCAGGGAUCCUUGUUAUAUAGUAAAGGAGGUGGAAUCCGAGUA